AUGGCUCCCAAGGCUGCGGCCAAGCGCUCGCAGAGGGGCUCCUCCAAUGUCUUCUCAAUGUUCGAGCAGUCGCAAAUUCAGGAGUUCAAGGAGGCUUUCAGCUGCAUUGAUCAGGAUCGAGAUGGCAUCAUUAAACUACAGGAUCUCAAGGAAACCUAUGCACAGCUGGGGAAGUUGAACGUGAAGGAUGAAGAGCUGGAGGAAAUGCUGGCAGAGGGGAAAGGACCCAUCAACUUCACAGUCUUCCUCACUCUCUUUGGCGAGAAGCUCAAUGGCACUGAUCCAGAAGAGACUAUCCUUGCUGCCUUCAAAUUAUUUGACCCAAAUGCCACUGGCUUUGUCAACAAGGAUGAGUUUAAAAGGCUGCUGAUGACUCAAGCUGACAAAUUCACAGCGGAAGAGGUGGACCAAGCCUUCUCUGUGGCCCCAAUUGACGUCACCGGCAACAUUGACUACAAGUCCCUGUGUUAUAUCAUCACUCACGGAGAUGAGAAGGAGGAAUCAUGA
Molecule: messenger RNA, 507 nt
Organism: Megalops cyprinoides (Indo-Pacific tarpon)
Lineage: Eukaryota; Metazoa; Chordata; Actinopteri; Elopiformes; Megalopidae
Gene: myl7
Product: myosin, light chain 7, regulatory
Exons: 7
Coding region: 1-507 (168 amino acids)
Biological process (GO): cardiac muscle tissue development; heart contraction
Cellular component (GO): myofibril; cytoplasm
Molecular function (GO): calcium ion binding
Source: RefSeq, a predicted model, not a curated record